Messenger RNA from Aspergillus glaucus CBS 516.65, 3372 nucleotides. RefSeq lists its product as uncharacterized. Gene Ontology annotation, biological process: transmembrane transport. The record is from RefSeq and is a predicted model, not a curated record. The coding region runs from base 1 to 3372 and encodes 1123 amino acids. Lineage: Eukaryota; Fungi; Ascomycota; Eurotiomycetes; Eurotiales; Aspergillaceae. The transcript is spliced from 3 exons.
AUGGGUUGGACGGUGGUGAUGGCAAUAAUGGUGAUGCUGUCAUUGGUGUCUCCGGCAAGUGCGGUGUUUCUGGAUUUCGAUAAUUGCUUGGAUGACACUAUCGCCCACUCGAGUCCUCUGCAGCUUCAGUUUGUGCCUUUCGAUGUGGACGUGUGGUUCGACUUGACCGAUCCCCUUCGUCCGCUCAAUAUCACCGUCUACGGCAAUGUCUCUGGAACGGCCGAUCAGCGCUCCGACUAUCCUGCUCCUGAUGAUCCGCAGUGGUUGAAUGCCAGCAAUACCGUCGGGAAGAUUGCGGAUCUUAGUACGUCGAAUAACAAGUAUUCUACGCUGCUCAAGUCCGUCGACGUCGUCAGUUUCACUCCGUACAGUGAUGCGUCUAGGUUCUGUGAUUCCGUCAUUCAAGGCGAGUGUCCUUUGGGACCCGUCUUUUAUGCGAAUUCGGGCGACAUUCCCGAUUUACGUGCCUUUACCUUCCAAGAAGACAUGCAGUCGUCGUAUCAUUUCGCAACCUUAUCGUCACGGCUGGUGGUCAAAACGGGCGACGCCUCGGCUGUGCAGCUAGCCUGUAUAUCGGUUGACAUCACCCCCGACCUUGGUUCAUCUCUGCGAAACACCCUGGCCUUUGUGCCUCUCGUCAUCCUUCUUCUAGUAGGGCUCGCGACAGUCGUUGCCGCCAUCUACAGUCCAUGGGGUACGACGGAUUCGUUCCGUUGGACGAGUAACUAUGGUCGAGACGAGGAUGUGCUUCGUCUGGUCACGCCAGGAUUCGGGGACUGUCUGCAGUACAUCCAGUUUGCCGUGUUGACAGGAGGUCUAUCCCUGAACUAUCCCGGGUAUUAUCAGCCCGUGAUGAGCCAACCAGCCUGGUCGGCUCUCAUGUUCAACCAGAGCUUCGUAAACCCUGGAAAGGAACGGAGCCCUGUGGUUGAUGGGAUCUACGCUGUCAACGCAACAUACGGUCUGGAUCGACUGGAACAUCUUGUCGGCAUGGCGUCUGCCCAGGAUAUCUGGCCAGGAAUGAUGGUCUGGCUGCUAGUCAUCGUGGUCAGCAUCACGCUUCUGAUUCAGAUAGCAUUCGCCCUACGCUGGGUUCAUCACCAAAUCGCCAACAUCCCCGAGGAAGAUCUACGCGCGAAGAACAUGCCUUUCACAGUAGGCAACGUCGUCCGCAUCGUCUUUAAUUUUCUAUUCCUACCUCUUAUCUCGCUCUCCUUCUUUCAACUGGUUAUUGCCGGUGAUUCUCCCGCAUACUGCGUGUUUUUCGCUGUCGUGGUUAUUCUAAUCCUAAUCGCAUUCUCCAUCUGGACCAUCCGGUUGAUCGCCACCACCCGCCCGAAAUCCUACCUUUUUGACGACCUUUCCACCGUGCUAUUGUACGGCCCGCUCUAUAAUACGUUUAAUGAUGAUGCAGCUGCGUAUGCAGUUGUCCCUAUCUUUAUAUCCUUUGCCCGGGGCGUUGCCAUUGGUGCUCUGCAGCCGUCAGGGAUCGCUCAGGUCGUUCUUUUGGCCAUCUGCGAGGUUGUGUCUAUACUGACGCUCGUGGCUUUCCGACCCUACCCCUCUCCGACAUCUAUGAACCUGUAUCAUAUCUGCUUCUCUAUUAUUCGGUUUUUGACGAUCCUGCUCAGCGUUGUUUUUCUUCCGUCUCUUGGGGUGCCUGAGGCUGCGCGCGGUUGGAUUGGAUAUGUUAUUCUUCUACUUCAUGCUCUCGUUCUUGUGUUCGGGUUCUUUUUGAAUGCCUUGCAGACCUUGAUUGAAGUUAUUGCUCGGCUUGCUGGUGCUGGUGGUAAUGAAGGGAAUAUCACCCGUGGUGGAUUGGUCAAGGUCUUCGGUAUGCGACAAUUGUCCCGUCGUGAACCCCGUCAAGAUCUCGGAACCCGUCAAAGCAUGGGCUCGGAAGCAGGCAUGCUCACGCCCAUCGACGGUCGACUAUCAUCUCAACUAGACUCACGAGCUAGAAGCAUGUCCGGAAGUUCAGCCCUGCUACUGGGUCGAGCAGGUGCCAGCGACGGCAGAGCCAGUGCAAUGCUCGACACAGGAAGUGCACAAGGCGGAAACAGCAGCCGCGCUAACAGCAGUGGACUCCAAUCACCCAUCACACCAAAGGCCAACGCGGCGUUUCCUCCUGUUGGCUCAACAGCCGGUAGCAGUGUGUCCAGAAGCAGUCCGCUGUUCAGUAUGCAUUCGCAUGACCCGUACUAUCGUCCGCCCCGUCCACGGAAGAAGACGUUAGACACUGAUGCUUCUGGGUCUGCGGCUGGUAACACGCCACGGACGACACAUUUCACUGAGGCGGCUGAGGAUAUGAUUGAUGGUCCCUCCAGUAAUCGAGGGGCACCUAUGCCAGCUUACCUUUCUGGGCCCAAGGACGAUCUCGAUUUGGAUGACCCUCGACCACCACGGAAAGACAAGGACUAUGCUGUCCGUGAAGUUGAUUUCUACUAUCGAGUCCGUGGUCCGCCACUAUCUCACACGGGCACCCGCAAACUCAAGACGGGUCCCGCGGAUCCUACUGGUCCUGUUUCCUCGGCGACUGGAUGGUUCCGAAGCCUGUUCAGGGGCAAGACUAAAGAGAGCGGCAAGGGAUUCGAAGUGGUCCGUAGUGCCAGAGCACCACCACAGGGUCUUUUUGUCGAGGGCGAGGAAUUCCACGAACCGUACCGGGAUGAACCGGACGAGUCGGGUGCUGCUAAUGCCACUCGCCAAGCUCCAGAUCAAGAUCCGUCAUACCAUGAUUCAGACGGGGAAGGUCACAAUAACAAUAAUGACAACACCGACAACAACGCUGAGAACAACGGCAAUGAACAGCCAGUCGAUGGCGUACCCAGUUUACCUCCCGUCGACUCCGGUGGCGGUAUCGAACUCCCAAGCCGCAUGAAUUCCCAGCACAGCUCACACGCCCCCUCAAUAUCCAUCUCCAGACAACACUCCACCCGUCAACCCUCAAUGUCAUCAACCGGACCCCUUGGCGCCGUUGCCGAAGACGAGCCACACGAUCCCACUCAACUCCAGCCAACCGUUGGAAUGGGUCGAUUCCCUUUCAGCGCCACCAGUUCCCCGUCGCGAGAUCGUGACUUUUCUGUCGCGUCGUCGACGGCACAUUCGACUUCGUCGAGUGCUAUCGGACGGGGAGAUAGUGGACGAUCGCGCGGGGGGCGGCCGUCGAGUAUGGGGUAUGUGACGUCGCAUCGGACGCAGGAUAAUAUCCAUGAAGCGAGUAUGGAUCAAAUGUCGUUUAGCGGGAGUGCGGCGGAGUGGGUGGAUGAGGAUGUUGCUGAGCCGGAGCAUGAGCAUGAGCCUGAACAUGGGCAUCAACACGGGCUACGGCAUCAACAUCAGCAUCAGCACUCCAUCGAUACGGAACGGUGA